Molecule: messenger RNA, 1262 nt
Organism: Fusarium verticillioides 7600
Lineage: Eukaryota; Fungi; Ascomycota; Sordariomycetes; Hypocreales; Nectriaceae
Exons: 1
Coding region: 158-718 (186 amino acids)
Source: RefSeq, a predicted model, not a curated record
GGGCUGAAGCAGUCUACGGGAUAGCUCCGUGGGUAUCUUCUAUAUAAUGAGGGCCUGUGGUACUUCAAAGAGAUUGAAUAGUUGACCUCACAUAUCAUCUGCACGCCACCUAGCUAACUUUACACACCCUGGACAUCAUUUAGAUAACAACUUCGAAAUGUCUACCCCUCAAAUAUUCGUCUCAGGAGCAACAGGUUGUCAGGGAGGCUCUGUCGCUCGCUACCUGCGAUCCAAGGGCAUUGCCGUCCACGCCCUUGCCCGCGAUCCUAACUCUGAUAAGGCCAAAGCUCUUGAGACUAUUGGGGUCAAGCUUAUUCCUAGAGACUAUGACAACAAAGCGGCUCUCAGAGAGGCCAUGAAGGGCUGUACAGGCCUCUUUCUUGUCCUUAUGCCCGACUUCACAGACCUCACUGCUGAGAGGCGAUGGGCAGCCAACGUUUUGAAUAGUGGCAAAGAAGCUGGCGUCAAGCAUGCCAUCUUCUCAAGCGGCUUCAGCGCUGGCAAUCCCGACCAACUGACUGCCAUGGAGCCAGGAAGCUUCACUGAUAUAAUCAUGCGCAAUAAGCAUGCAAUCGAAAACCAGACUCGCGAUGCAGGCUUCCAGUACUGGACAAUCUUGCGCCCGGGAGCUUUCAUGGCGAACUAUGUCGAACCUUUUGUCAGGAUGUAUCCCGACUUCGUUGGACAAAGGAGUCUUCGCAACUGCUAUGAAACCUAACACUGUUCUCCCCUUGACUAAUACAGUCACUAUCGGAAAGUUUGGUGGCGAAGCAUUUCUACACCCAGCCAAGUUUCAUGGAAGGGAGAUCACGUAUGCCGAUGAGUGGAUUGAAGUGGAAACCAUUUUACAGAAGCUCUCCAAAGCCGUGGGAAGGGAUCUCAAGGGAGAGUACCUUUCUAAUGAAGAGAUAAUGGAUCAGAAAGCCACCAACCCUUUCAUAGCAGGUCAGCUUGUCAUGAGAGACAUGGCCAAUCUUGCGACCAAGGAAGAAGUUGAAGUAUGGGGGGUCCCGCUGAGCACGUUCGAUCAGUUCAUUGAACGGGAGACACAGGCGCUUCAUGAAACAUACCACAAGGCACCUUCAAUAGCACGAGCACCUAAAGUUCAUGAGCGGCUGAUUUGAUGGCAUAGCAGAUUGGUGUGAGAAUGUGUUUGUUGAUGAUAUUAAAUUGUUGAAACGAUGACAGAAAAUACGACAAAUUAUAGCACCAGCCAAAUAUCUGCGUGAAAUAAACGUGCACUACUCUUGUUCUGAGCCAUA